This is a messenger RNA of Lagopus leucura (white-tailed ptarmigan), 2877 nucleotides long. RefSeq names its product bone morphogenetic protein 2 (gene BMP2). Gene Ontology annotation, molecular function: BMP receptor binding; cytokine activity; growth factor activity. Gene Ontology annotation, cellular component: extracellular region. The record is from RefSeq and is a predicted model, not a curated record. The transcript has 4 exons. NCBI's taxonomy places the organism in Eukaryota, Metazoa, Chordata, Aves, Galliformes, Phasianidae. Gene Ontology annotation, biological process: negative regulation of transcription by RNA polymerase II; SMAD protein signal transduction; BMP signaling pathway. Bases 521 to 1699 code for a protein of 392 amino acids.
GCGGGACGGGCGCGCGCUCGCAGCGCUGUCCCCGGCGCUCGUCCGCGGUGCUCCACGCCCUCCGGAGGGUUGUGUGUUUUUUUUGGAGCGGAGUAAAGCGAAGCCGAACUCCCCUCUUCAUGUCGCUGCGGGACUCCCGGUAAAUAUCCGUCCGUCCGGUGCGGGUGAUGUGAAGGACGCUCGCGAAAAGCGCCGUUCCGCUCCGUAACGCAUAGCACCCACUCGCGGGCGGGCACGCGCGCACCGAGAGGAGGACGGAAAGGAAGCGUCGACUUUUCGACCGCCGCUUUCCGAAAGGAGAAGCUUUCUCCCGGCGGAGACCUUCCUUCUGCCUCCUGCCCCGCCGCCGAAGGCAUGUUCCCGAGGCGCUCCGCACCGCGGGGAGCUCUCGCUUUCCGCUCAGCAGCCGCAGAGGAGCAGCAGCAGCGCGGUUCGGAGUAACUCCAAGUGAUGCGGGGACCACAGCCCGAGAGCAGCACGCGCUCCUGCAGACGCCAGCCCCGCCGCACUCAGGUCGACCAUGGUUGCCGCCACCCGCUCCCUCCUGGCGCUGCUGCUCUGCCGGGUGCUGCUGGGCGGCGCGGCCGGCCUCAUGCCGGAGGUGGGACGGCGGCGCUUCAGCGAGCCGGGCCGCGCCGCCUCGGCCGCGCAGCGCCCCGAGGACCUCCUGGGCGAGUUCGAGCUGCGCCUGCUCCACAUGUUCGGGCUGAAGCGGCGGCCCAGCCCCGGCAAGGACGUCGUCAUCCCCCCCUACAUGCUGGACCUUUACCGCCUGCACGCCGGCCAGCAGCUGGGCUACCCGCUGGAGAGGGCCGCCAGCCGCGCCAACACCGUGCGCAGCUUCCACCACGAAGAAGUUUUGGAAGAACUGCCAGAAACAAGUGGGAAAACAGCACGACGUUUCUUCUUUAAUUUAACUUCCAUCCCUAAUGAGGAGUCUAUCACCUCAGCUGAACUCCAGAUUUUUCGGGAGCAGGUGCACGAAGCCUUUGAGAGCAACAGCAGCUACCAUCACCGUAUUAAUAUUUAUGAAAUUAUAAAACCAGCCACAGCCACCUCUAAGGACCCUGUCACAAGACUUUUGGACACCAGGUUGGUGCACCAUAAUGCGAGUAAAUGGGAAAGUUUUGAUGUAACGCCAGCUGUUUUGAGGUGGAUUGCACACGGACAACCUAAUCAUGGGUUUGUGGUGGAGGUGGUUCACUUGGACAAAGAGAACAGUGCCUCCAAGAGGCACGUUAGGAUUAGCAGGUCUUUACAUCAGGACGAAGAUAGCUGGUCUCAGCUCAGGCCGUUGUUAGUGACGUUUGGGCAUGAUGGCAAGGGACACCCGCUUCAUAAAAGAGAAAAGCGUCAAGCGAAACACAAACAGCGUAAACGCCACAAAUACAGUUGCAAAAGGCAUCCGUUGUACGUGGACUUCAAUGAUGUGGGGUGGAAUGACUGGAUUGUUGCCCCGCCGGGGUAUAGUGCCUUUUACUGCCAUGGGGAAUGUCCUUUUCCGCUGGCAGAUCACCUAAACUCGACAAACCAUGCCAUUGUUCAGACUUUGGUCAAUUCAGUGAAUUCCAAAAUCCCCAAGGCUUGCUGUGUGCCGACAGAACUGAGUGCUAUUUCAAUGCUCUACCUUGACGAGAACGAAAAAGUUGUACUAAAGAAUUAUCAAGAUAUGGUUGUGGAGGGUUGUGGGUGCCGCUAACACAGCGAAUAUAUCGGACAAAUGCAAAAAAGGAAAAAAAAAAAAAAAAAAAAAAGCUGACACUUUAAUAUUUCCCAAUGAAGACUUUAUUUAUGUAAUGAAAUGGAAAGAAAAAAAAAAAAAACACAACUAUUUUGAAAAUAUAUUUAUGUCUACGGAAAGGUUGGGAAAACAAAUAUUUUAAUCAGAGAAAUAUUCCUUUAAAGAUUUUAAAUGUAUUUUAGUUGUACAUUUUAUAUGGGUUUAACCCCCAGCACAUGAAGUAUAAUGGUCAGAUUCUUAUUUUGUAUUUAUUUACUAUUAUAACCACUUUUUAGAAGAAUAGCUAAUUUGUAUUUAUAUGUAAUCAAAAAGAAAAAAAAUAUAGGGUUUGUACAUAAUUUUUCAAAAUUGUAGCUGUUUCAAUCGCGUGUAUUUAAGUUGAAGAGAAGACACGGAAGGUUACCAUGGCAAAGUGCAUAGCACAUUUGCUUUCUGCAGUGCUACUGUUAAGGUCACAAGUUCAAGUCCAGAAAAAAGUGGAUAAUCCACUCUGCUGACUUUCAAGAUUAUUAUAUUGUACAAUUCUCAGGAAUGCUGCAGGGUGGGCUGUCCAAUCCAUGAGAACUGGCAUCCUCCUUAGGUGGAACAUUUGGAUAAGAACCAGACAUUGCUGAUCUAGUAUAAAUACUACUAUUCCUGACUAAUUUGCAGAGUGAAUAUAAGAAGGGCCAACAGAAAUCCCAGGGGAGGUGGGGGUGGGGGAAUAGCAAAUCCUUUCUAGACCUACAGAAAAGCGAAUGUUUGAUGUUUCGUUUAAAAGUCCUUCCUUUAAAAGUCCUGGCCAAAUAUAAAAUAAUAAAAACUCAAAUGUUAUCUUUUUUUUGUGAUUAUGUAUGCUGAAGAGGAAUAAUGAUCUUAUUUGUACUGGCCCUUGUCUUUAACAGUUGGAUAAGUGUUGCGUAUUUCCUCACCUCAGGUGGGAGCUCGCUUCUGUGCGGUGUAACAGUGAAAUUGUCAAUUUUUCGUGCUUCAUGCAGCAAGUUGUUACUGUGAGCAGCCUCCCAUCUAACCUUGGAUGAUGGUUUUGCGGUUUUACAGAUUAGCUUCUCUUCCUUCGUGGGGUUUUGUUUGAAAGGUUUUUCUUUUCUUUCCCAAGAUGUUUGGAUCUCUUUCAGGUAAUAAAUCAUGGAACUCUG